UGUAGCAACGAUGGACUCUCUCUGUGCAACUUGUGUUUGCUCGCACCUGACCGUUUGCACGCUGGAGUCUCUCUCUCGAGUCCCCCCCCUUGUAUCUGUUCGCUCUGAGUUCUGCGCCUUCAGCCUGCUGACUGUACCCCCCCCCCCGCGCUUUUUGCUCCUCCUUAGGGGGGGCUGAGGGGGGAGCUUCACAUCCAGUGGUGUAUCUGGGACGAGGCAGCAGCAAACGAGCCUCCGAUCGCAUCCACCGGGAGGGGGGUGGGGAAGGGAGGGAGCAAUUGAAUUUCAAACACAAACAACUGCAUGGGGCACCGACCCGUCUCCCGGGAGCCAACCUGCUGCUAGCACCACCGGCUCCCAUCCCCCACCCCCACCCCAGCCCCCAGGCCGCUUGCUCUCCGGAGGGGUGGGGGAGAGCCGCUUGCCGGAUCGCUGGGGUUUGCCUCCAAACUUCACCCUCCUCCCCCACCACCUAAGCCCGCACCCCCCUCCCCCCACUUUCCAGCAGCCUGGCGCUCAAGGCGAAGAUGUCCCGGUCCAACAGGCAGAAGGAGUAUAAAUGCGGGGACCUGGUGUUUGCCAAGAUGAAGGGCUACCCCCACUGGCCUGCUAGGAUCGACGAGAUGCCAGAAUCUGCCGUCAAAUCCUCCUCCAAUAAAUACCAAGUCUUCUUCUUCGGGACCCAUGAAACGGCGUUCCUGGGUCCCAAAGACCUCUUCCCUUACGAAGAGUGCAAGGAGAAGUUCGGGAAGCCCAACAAACGGAAAGGGUUCAGUGAAGGCUUGUGGGAGAUAGAGAACAACCCGACUGUCAAAGCCUCUGGGUAUCAGCCAACCCAGAAGAAGAGCUGCCCAGAGGGUGCUGAGCCCGAGCAGGAGCUGGAGGGCGACGGUGAGAAGAAAGGCAAUGCAGAGGGCAGCAGUGACGAAGAGGGCAAGCUGGUGAUCGACGAGCAAACCAAGGAGAAGAACGAGAAGGCUGGGAUCAAGAGGAAAGCGGAAGAUGCCUUGGAGGACUCCCCUAAACGCGCCAAAGAGGCGGGGGGCCAGGAAGGGGAGAAGAAAGUAGAGAACGAAGACGUCCCCAAGGAGGGAGAGAAACAGAAGCCCAGCCCCCCCGAAGGGGAGAAAGAGAAGAACAGUGACCCCGCUGGAGUCCUGGACGCGAGAGAGGCCAAGCCAGAGGGGAAGGAGAAAGCUGCCAUGGAGGAAAUCAGAGAUCACAAGGAGAGUCUGUAGCUGGCCGACCUUCCCAAGCUGAGCUGAUCGUCUGGGCUGUUCCUUUCCCGCUGGGUUCCCUGGGUGCUAAACAGUUUCGUUCCUCAUCGGCUCGUCGUGUCUGCAAUUUGGGAAAAAAAGAAAUAAAAAGAAACCAGUAACACGAACCAUCCCGUCUCUCCCCCUUCCCUCCCCCCGCCCACCCGUAGCAGGGCGCAUGCUUGUAAUAGUGAUUUCUAGGGGGCGCUGAUCAGUUGAUUUGAAAUAAAAGCGAUUCAUGCCUUUUUAAAAUGUUUCCUAUCACUUCCUACAAAUUGCUUUCUCUUCAGUGGUGCUUUCGCGAGGGUUUAAAGUCAGGUGAUCUCCGGGGAGGAGGGGCAGAGUUGGAGUCUGUCUCUUUCAAGAAUUGCUGGAUAGUUCCAUUUUGUUUUUGUGGGGUUUCCUUGAUGAAAUUUAGAUGAAUUGGGCCUUAUUCUCAUUUACACGAAGGCCCCUUGAUGCUGCAUGAGCCUUGUUAAAAGGGCCUUAAAGUGCGCACAAAGGACCCUUUACGUGGUCAGAGCAAUGUCAGAGGGCCUUCAUGUAAAUGUGAAUCAUGGCCCAUUGGUCUGUUUCCAGUUCUGAGUCCCAGAAGAGCAACAGCAGAGGGAGAUGCACCAAUCAGAUUUGGAAAUCUUGCUCUUGUGAUGAUGCAGCACAGAGAUCCCUGACCUAACUGUGCAUUCCCUGCUCCAUAAAUGGGAUUCACCAUUGGCUUAUGCUUCCUGCUUUGUUAAUGGGCACGAGUUCUUUUAAACAGGACCAGGGGCGUGAUGUCCUGCUUUGCCCCAGCUGCCGUUUUCCAUAGCCGCUGUCCAUCAGACAGGCUUAGAUAGGUCUUGUUCUUUGUAAGGUCUCCCCUCAAACUCGGUGUCAAGCGAUGCUCUGCAGUUGGUGCCCACUUUCUCAAGGCAUCACAAAACGCCAGCCUUGCUGCCGUCCUAGGCUGAUUACAGGAAGUGCACCUCCGUCUUACCAGGUCAUCUUUCAGCGGGUCGAUUGGCUGAGCUGCUGCAGGAUGGGAUUGGAUGGCUCGGGGAUAGAAUUGGCUGAAUUUUUUUUUUUUUUUUUUUUUGUUUUGUUUACCUCUGUGGAAAAUUUAGAUUUUUUGGCAGGAAUUUCAAUACCAAAAACAUUUGGCCAAAAACUAAAAAAAGUCAACUGGGAAAUGUUGCAGCGGCUCAUGUGAGUUGUAGUUCAGGUCAGACUCCCUGGUCAGAGUACAUCUCCCAUGAUGCACCAGAGUUUCCCUUCUUGGAGAGAAGAACCAGUUCAUCCUGGGAGCCCCUGGCCAUGGUGCAUCUUGGGAGAUUCCCAUGAUGCACUGUGGCAGCAUUUCCAAAUCAACAUAUUUCCGUUUUUGCGCAUUUGGUUUUUCAGCCAAAAAAAAAAAACAUUCAAAAUUUCUGCGGCAAAACAAAUUUUUCUUAAACUAUUUUAUUUAGUCGCAAACCCAAUUUUCGGACAAAACCCAGUUUUGAUGGAAAAAACUUUCAGCCAGACUCCGACAGGAGAUUAGUGGUAGGCUUUGAAGUUCUUUGUCUCUGGGGCCCCAUUUUGGAUGCAGUGCAAUGGAGGACGGUUGCGCCGUUUUGUGGCCUUCAUAUGGUGAUUGACUGUUCUUGGACCAGUGGGCAGAUGUGUCUGAAAACCGUCACCAUUUGCCCCUAAAUUGCUGAGACUGCCAGAGAAGCCAAUGCCUGAGUGAGCCACUCUUCCCACUGGGGAAGCGUUGUGGAGUGAUGUGUGCGGCCCAAGCUUAUGAAUCAAGAGGCCAAGAGCUGUCCCUCCAGUACCUUUCACCCAGCACUAAAUUCAUUUUCAAAAUUUCAAAGACAGUGGUGAGGAUUGCCUAUACGCCUAUAAGGAGAGGGACAAGUUUUAUCCACCAUUUCUAUCCUGUCUGUGAUCCCAAGAAUCCGGACAGUCUGUGUUUCUGGUGCCAUUCUGUAGAUUUCAGCGGAAGCUACAAGCAGAUCUGAACUCUUUUGACAACAGCUCACAAACUCCUGCCUCCAAAUUGUUCAGCUGAUCAGAAAUCCCUCGAUUUGCUGCACACUCUGCCCCCUCUUCCUAUUGGGGGAGGUAAUGAGUGAACCCACGGAAAUCCAUGAAGUGUGCACUCUGCUAUAGGGACAUCUCUUACUUUAUUUCAGUAGGCUUUUUUUUAAUUAUUGUUUUUAACUGAAUAGCUAAAGUGUUUUAAUGCUUCUAGCCUCCAUGUGGCGGUUUGGAAUUAGCAGAGAUCUGUGAUCGCUGCUAGUCCUGGUUUGGUCUGAUCAGUGAUAUUGUGGCCAGUUGGGCUAGACAGAUUUCUGCAUGUUGCUAUGUUUUAUCUGGGUGUUUUUUUACACUGCUGACAGGCACAAGAUUGCCAGAAUUUAUCGGCGAGGAGGGAAAAAAUUUAGGAAAAUGCUGACUAAUUGCAUGCAAUUUUACCUGUAUUUCAAGCAGCUAUAGAGCUGAUUGACAGAUUUGAAAAUUUCAGUAGAGGAAAAAAAUUGGAGAUUUUUACCAAAAAACCCCCAAAACCCACCCAAUGGACAUGAGGGUGCAGUUAGCGACCUUCAGACGCCUGGGUUUGCCAGUCUGGUUCAAUCUUUUAAGGGAUGCAAAGGAUACACCCAAAGAGUUGCUCAACGAGAUGAGGGCUUUGAUACAGUUGGCUGCCACCCACGUGAUAUUUCUGAAACUUUCGUGACCAGAGCUGGUCAAAAUUCCUGCAGGAGUUUAAAAUUGUGACACAAUUCUUGUUGGAAUGAUGAAAUUUCGACACAAUUCUUGCCUGACUUUUGAAACUUUUGCUGCCAUUUUGACAAAGAUUUAAAUGUUGACCACGUUUAUUUUUAAAAAAUGGGGAAAAUUUCUAUAGUUGAAAAAAUUCAAAACCAUUACUUUUUUUUUUUUUUUGAGACAAUAGAGGAAAAAAUGUCCCCUCCUUACUGGCCCUCCCACCCGUAACCAGCUGUAUUCUUGACCAUCACGUUGAAGGACAAAGUAGCAAAACCUUGGAGGAUAUAAAGCGCUGAUUUGCUGGCACGUUGCUGCUGACUGUUGCCCAGAGGCGGAACAAAGCUCUGGGUUGAAAGUAGUUUUCAUUCCGAAUCUAGUGGCUUGGCGUGGCUAUGCAGCCACAGGGCUGGGGUUCCGUGUAAAUCCUACGCGGUCACAGAUCAAGAGGUCUCCCAGCAGGGUGUUUUUGGGUUAUUUGAGCUCUGGAUUUCGGCCUUGAUCCUGCUGCAGGUUUUUCCGUUUGACAUGAAUGGGAACAGGGGCAGACUGUGCAUUGCCUCGAGCCCAGUUUUUUGCCUGUCUAAUGGGCCUGGUUCUCCAGCGCCCUGUGCAGUCGUUUACGUAGGUGGAAAAUGCUACCGAUGCCACCCACUUGUUUUGCUCUGGUGUCAAGGAUUGUCCGGCGGGCAGGCCAGUGGAGAGCUGGGUACCAGGCAUUUGCAGAUUUCAGUGCCAGGAACUAGCAGGGCAGCUGCUGUUCCACAGAGACAGCUGGAAGAUUGUCCCUCUGAUUUUGCAGGACUUUUUUGGAAGGUCUAUUUGAGCAUUCUGCUGGGCAACAGCAGGAGGUGGGCUAUUGUUGGGCAGAGCCUUUCUAGGAGAUAUCUGUGUGAGGAGGAGUCUUCCCUAAAGGAGACCCCCUUUCUCCAAAAGCCCCACAUUCCAGCAGCUCCUGUUGGCUAAGGGGAACCCAUCAAUGAUGCCAUUUUGGGGGUGCUCCCUUUGCUAGAAGCUGUGUGUGCUGCUCCUCCAGGGCUCCCAGACCCUCCAUCCCAGGAAGCGAGGACAGGAAUGGGGGCGUCCACCCACAAGAAACUGGGGGUAUGCUGCCUCCAUGGCGCUUCCAGCCCUCACCAGACAGGGGGCACACCUCAAAGCAUAACAGUCUUAGCACCCUCAGGACGUCUGCCGGACUCCUAAAUGGGGUAGCCAGAGACCAAGUCUAGGGCUGAAAUCCCAGAGGAAGACACUGGCUUGAUUCUUGGUUGCUCUGUUCCUGUGCUUGGAGCAGGGGUUGUGUUUGGGAUGGUGGGGGAGAGUUGCUUUAGAGCUCCUUUAUGGUCUCUAGACCCAAUUACCCUUCACCCAGCACCUUGUGUGCUUACUUACACCAGUGGCUGUGAAUCAAUACCAAAGCAUACCGCAGAAGGCACAGGGCAAUGGAAAAUCAGGCCUCCUGUGAUCCAUGAGCGUGCAGAAACCCUUCCCAGUCUGCAGUUUAAAUUAGAGCAGCCUUCGGGGUGCUCUAACUUAUGCUCUGCUCCCCAUGUCCCUUAAAGGGCCCUGGGAAGCAGUCACAUCCCUGAUCUGCCCCCUUACACCAACUCCCCGCCCUGGUGUGGGAUUCUCAGAGAGCCAGUUCCACCUAUAUUAAGGCUCCAAACGGCCAACCUGAGCGUGACUGAGAAUCAGAGCACUAACCUCAGGGGCCGCCAGUUUGACCCCAGGGAAUGUGCCUAUAAAAUAAUGGGAACUAGACCUCACUUGUGAUCCAAGUGGCAACCUGAGUCCAGGUCUCCAGGGGGAUGUAAGACACAUUCAUUCAGCACCUGUUGUGGAAAUGUGCACGGAUGGUUUGUUCUUUUUUUCCCAGCGCAGCUUGUGGUCAUGGAUCCGAAAGGAAAUUCACAAAGGCUUCUGGGGAAUAUUUAUCAAAAUAUUUUUUAAAAAGGAAAAAUAAAAUAGGAUGGCAUUUUUACCAAAAAAUAAAUAUAUAUUAAAAAAAGUUCUUAAAAAUGAAACAAUGAUGAAUAGCUGGAAAGGUAAUUGGUUUAGUGAAUGACUUUUUUUUUUUUUUUUGUAGUCUGGCUUAUUUUUAAACUUGUGUUUCUACCUUUCCCUGAGCCCAGGUGUCUCCUCUUUUUCUCUGUCUCGCUCUCCCGUCUUUCUCGCUAUGUGCUGUAAUCGUAUUCCGAUUUGUAACAUACGGAGGAAAAUAAAAGACAAACAACCCUGCCUUGGUUCUUUCUGAGGCUGUGAUGAACACUAUUGUUGAAUUUAGCUUUGGAAUAGUAUAGAGAAUAAAAAAACCACAGAAAAAUGUAGAUUUCAAUUCUCUAGGACAAUAAAAAAUGUUGAUUAUUAUAAG
Messenger RNA from Dermochelys coriacea (leatherback sea turtle), 6357 nucleotides. It is a transcript of the gene HDGF, whose product is annotated as heparin binding growth factor. Gene Ontology annotation, molecular function: transcription coregulator activity; double-stranded DNA binding. Gene Ontology annotation, cellular component: nucleus. Gene Ontology annotation, biological process: regulation of transcription by RNA polymerase II. The coding region runs from base 528 to 1238 and encodes 236 amino acids. The record is from RefSeq and is a predicted model, not a curated record. NCBI's taxonomy places the organism in Eukaryota, Metazoa, Chordata, Testudines, Dermochelyidae. The transcript has 6 exons.